AUGACAAGAAUUCGCGUUGCGUCAUCGAACUUUUUACUUUUCACCCUUCUCCUACUGCCACUGAUAUCAGCCCGCUUCGGCGGCGAUUUCCGCGCCUUCGUCCACAAUCGCUACGGCCUUGAGAUCGCGCAGAAGCUGGAGCGGCUUGACAUUGGAGAAGACGCAUCAUUCGGAGGCAAUGAAGCCGGCGAAGGCCGCUACAGAGGCCAACCAGUCAUCAUUGUCCAUGGCAUUACUAACAAGGUUUCCAGGUUUCAGGUAAGGCGUGGGUUUUGUAAAAAUAACAAUUUUAUGUGGGUGCAGAGUAUUUUAAAAGGACUAGCGUUCAGGGUAAGCCAGGGUAAGGGUUUUCAAGAUAAGAUUGGGCGUUUUAGGGUAGGGUAGGGCAUUUAAAACAGGGUAGGACGUUUUCAAGAAGGGUAGGUUAUGAGAGAGGGGUAGAGUUAAGAGUAGGGGUAGAAAUAAGGGUAGGGAUAGAGGUAAGAGUAAGGGUAGAAAUUGGGGCAAGUGUAUGGGUAAUGAUAUAUAUCCCUGCCAUUUUCAGCACACAGUGAAUGAAUUACGAAAACAUGGCUACAAAGGUGGAGUAUUUGGUACUACUUAUGGCGAUGGAGGUACUACGCCAGCUGGAUUGGUAGAAAUGAAGUGUGAAUACGUUAAGCAGAUCAGGUAAACCCUUACCUACCCUAUCAUACCAUACUCUAUCCUGCCCUACUCUAACUUACCGUACCAUAUCUUACCCUGCCCUACUCUAACCUACCUUACCGUACCGUACCCUACCCUGCCUUACCGUACCCUACCCUACCCUACCCUACCCUACCCUACCCUACCCUACCUCACCAUAUUGUACUCUAGUUUACCUCUCCUCAGCCUACCCUACUCGAAACUUUAUCAAAAACUACAGUAAUCUCCCCUAUUCAGAAGCCUAAUAAUAGCCGUGUACGAGUACAUUGGUGACAAAGUUGAUAUAAUCGCCUACUCAAUGGGCUCCCCAAUAGCACGUAAAGCAGUAAUGGGUGGUCUAUGUGUCGACACUAGAGAAGUGAUCGGCCCUCCAAUAACAGAGCUGGUCGAUACCUUCUUAAGUGUAGCCGGCUCCAACUCUGGCACGACUUUAUGCUUUGUACCAAUACCUGUUGGUACUUGUAAUCGCAAAAACGGCCUUCAUUGUGAUUCCGAAUUCUUGGCCGACAUUAAUAGUCAGCAAAGAUACGAAGGAUCUCAUACCUUCAGCAUCUUUUCGACUCAUGAUGAUAAAGUAAGUUUUUAAGGGAUUUGCAAAAAAAUUAAAAUUUUUUAAAAUUUUAUUUGACCUAUUUAAAAGUCCCACUGCGCCGCUUUUUAUUCUUCAAUUUAUGCACCGUGCAGUCGUUAAACUGACUGCACCGUGCAGCCUUUUAAAAACUUAUUUCGCACUGAAAAUAGAAAUUAAAAAAAAUAUCGAUUUAAAAGUGAAGGUUUAAAUUUCAUACUUUGUGUCAUUUUCAAAAAUUUUAUAAUUUCGCACUAAAUUGACUGCACCGUGCGGGUUUUGUUUGUUGCACCGUGCAGUCGCCAAAUUGAUUGCACCGUGCAGUCAACAAACUCACUGCACCGUGCAGCCACCAAAUUGAUUGCACAGUGCAAAUUUUAAAAAAUUUUUAUUGCGCAAUAGAAACAAUGAUUUUCGAAAAAUUUGACACAGCAAUAAAAAAUGCAACUUUAAAAACUUAAUUUUUUUACAAAAAAUAAAAUUUUAAAAAAAAUUUAGGUUGGCUACAGAGCCUGCGGCAAACUAGCCUCCCCUAUCCGCGGCGAAGACGGCUUUGUGCGAAAAAAGAACCUCAACCACGACCAAACCAUGGACACAACUACAGGAUUACAAAUCAAUUUCAUCAGGAAACACAAACCAUAA
This is a messenger RNA of Bursaphelenchus okinawaensis, 1894 nucleotides long. The record is from the annotation of a GenBank genome assembly. NCBI's taxonomy places the organism in Eukaryota, Metazoa, Nematoda, Chromadorea, Rhabditida, Aphelenchoididae.